This is a messenger RNA of Anthostomella pinea, 1815 nucleotides long. Lineage: Eukaryota; Fungi; Ascomycota; Sordariomycetes; Xylariales; Xylariaceae. The record is from the annotation of a GenBank genome assembly.
AUGAGCUCCGGUCCGCUAUAUCUGGGUUUCGACCUCUCGACCCAGCAGAUCAAAGCGAUUGUUAUCAAGUCAGACCUGGACGUCGUGUCCGAAGCCAAGGUCGACUUCGACGCCGACUUCGGCGCCAAGUACCAGAUCACCAAAGGCGUGCGCAUCAACGACGAUGAGGGCGAGGUCUACGCCCCCGUGGCCAUGUGGGUCGAGGCCAUCGAGCUCGUCCUCUCGCGGCUGAAGGAGAAGGGCUGCCCCAUGGGGGACAUCAAGUGCAUCAGCGGCUCGGGCCAGCAGCACUCGAGCGUCUACUGGAACGAGGACGCCGAGCCCGCCCUGAACGGGCUGGACAGCGGCAAGACCCUGAUCGAGCAGCUGGACCACGUCUUUGCGUACGAGUUUGCGCCCAGCUGGCAGGACCACAGCACCCAGAAGGAGUGCGAUGACUUCGAUGCCCACUUGAGCUCCGCCGAGAAGUUGGCCCAGGUCACGGGGAGCUCGGCUCAUCAUCGCUUCACAGGCACGCAGAUCCUGCGGAUGCGCAGAAGACGCCCGCAAGUCUACGACGCGACGGCGCGCAUCUCGCUCGCCUCGUCGUUCCUCGCCUCGGUGCUCCUCGGCACCAUCGCGCCGAUCGACAUCAGCGACGUGACGGGCAUGAACCUAUGGGACAUCGCAGCGCAGACGUGGAACGAGAAGCUGCUGGCCCUGACGGCCACCCCGAAGGGCGUCUCGGAAUUGCGCAGGAAGCUGGGCGACGUGCCCCUCGACGGCGGCGGCAGCCUGGGCGCGAUAUCGCCGUACUUCGUGCGGCGCUUCGGGUUCGGGGGGGACUGCCAGAUCGCGCCCUUCACGGGCGACAACCCGGCGACGAUCCUGGCGCUGCCGCUGCGGCCGCUCGACGCCAUCGUGUCGCUGGGCACCUCGAGCACGUUCCUCAUGAACACGCCCGGCUACAAACCGCACCCGAGCUACCACUUCAUGAACCACCCCACCACCGAGGGCCACUUCAUGUUCAUGCUGUGCUACAAGAACGGCGGGCUGGCGCGCGAGAAGGUGCGCGACAAGCUGCCCAAGCCAAAGUCUAGUGGUGACGAUGGGUCAGGUAGUACCGAUCCCUGGGCGACCUUCAACAAGCACGUCCUGGAGACGCCGCCGCUCAACAUCAGGAGCGACGGCGACACGGCCGACCUCGGCCUCUACUUCCCGCUGCCCGAGAUCGUGCCCAACGUCCGGGCGGGGACGUGGCGGUACACGUGCUCGGCCGGCGGCGACCCCAAGUCGCUCGCCGAGCACAAGGACCCCCCGUCGGACGACGCCAGGUCGGACUGGACGCCGCAGGCCGACGCGCGCAUCAUCGUCGAGUCGCAGGCGCUGUCGAUGCGGCUGCGGUCGCAGAGCCUGAUCACCCAGCCGGCGUCGUCGGAGAACCCGGACAACACGCCCUCCUCGCCGAACGGGGGGCCUAACGGGCUCAGCGGGCUCCCCGCGCAGCCGCGGCGCAUCUACCUCGUGGGCGGCGGGUCGCUGAACCCGGCGAUCGCGCGCGUUUUCGGGGAGGUGCUGGGCGGCGCCGACGGCGUGUACCGGCUGGACGUGGGCGGCAAUGCGUGCGCGCUGGGCGGGGCGUACAAGGCGGUGUGGGCGAGGGAAAGGGGGCCCGGGGAGAGUUUUGAUGAGCUGAUUGGGAAGCGCUGGCGCGAGGAGGACGCCGUGCAGAAGGUUGAUGAGGGAUACCGGAAGGGCUUGUUUGAGCGGUAUGGCGAUGUGGUGCCGGCUUUUGAGGAGAUGGAGAGGCGGGUUUUGGGGGUGGCUCAAAAUUGA